Sporisorium graminicola is the source of this 261-nucleotide messenger RNA. RefSeq lists its product as uncharacterized. The record is from RefSeq and is a predicted model, not a curated record. NCBI's taxonomy places the organism in Eukaryota, Fungi, Basidiomycota, Ustilaginomycetes, Ustilaginales, Ustilaginaceae. The coding region runs from base 1 to 261 and encodes 86 amino acids. The transcript has 2 exons.
AUGUCGGUAGCAGCAAGCGUUCUCGGCUACGCCGGAUUGGGUUUCCUCACACGAUGCUAUGCUCUUGGUCUGCAGAAGCGCAACAUCUUUGAAAACCUUGGAGGACACGCUAUGCUCAUGUCCGCAUUUGGCGCGCUCGGAUACUACGUUCACGGCCUCGAGGGUCGUCAGUUGGAACUGAUCGCACAUAAGAAGGAGCAGAUCCUCAAGAACCGCGAACGUCUCGCAAACGCUUCCUCCUCAUCCCAUGACGAAGAGUAG